This is a messenger RNA of Hydra vulgaris (swiftwater hydra), 2243 nucleotides long. RefSeq lists its product as uncharacterized. Lineage: Eukaryota; Metazoa; Cnidaria; Hydrozoa; Anthoathecata; Hydridae. Gene Ontology annotation, biological process: regulation of DNA-templated transcription. Gene Ontology annotation, molecular function: DNA binding. The record is from RefSeq and is a predicted model, not a curated record.
UCAUUGGCCUCGAUCGAUUUUAAGGGCGGUUACUGGGACAUUUUGGUUUGAUCACUGAAGGAUUUAGCAAAUUUUAUCCAGCAAAUUUAAGCAGCAACUCUGGACGUCAUCUACUAGACUAACAAAUAAAAUACUUUACCAUAUUGGAAACACAAGUCAUUGGUAUGAUGUCAUGUUUAUAGAAAAUUUGGCAAAUAAUAUCGCUAAAGAGCGAUGCCAUUUCAAGAUACCAAAUUUUCUGUCAACGAUCCUGGCGGAGUGAAUCAGUUGGGUGGAGUGUUUGUCAAUGGUCGACCUCUACCUGAUUACAUGAGACACCGUAUUAUAGAACUGGCGCAAUGCGGAGUAAGACCUUCAGAGAUUUCUAGACAACUGUUAGUUUCUCAUGGCUGUGUUAGCAAAAUUCUUGGACGUUAUUAUGAAACAGGAUCAGUAAGACCUGGAGCUAUUGGAGGCAGCAAGCCAAAAGUUGCAACGCCAAAAGUGGUAUGUCGAAUUGUCAAAUUAAAAGAGGAAAACCCUUGCAUGUUUGCUUGGGAAAUUCGUAAUUCGUUGUUAGCAGAAGGAAUAUGCGAUAACGGCAAUGUUCCUAGCGUAAGUUCUAUUAAUAGAAUACUGCGCAACCACGCUGCAGAAAAAGAAACUAAAGAAGCAAAAUACAAGCAAGAAGAACUUUCAAAAAACAAUAGCUUUGGAAUGAUGAACGGAUUUACUUUUGGAAAUUUUGGACCUUUUAAUGGUCUUAAUGCUAUAACCUCAAACCAGCCAGAUCAAAAUAAUUACGGACAAUUUCCAUUUGCUUUUAACACUGGUUUUCCGAUGUUAAGUAACCCUAUGCAACAGCAGCAACAACAGUUAAUAAAUUUACCAGUAAAUCAACUCUCCCCAGAUAGAAAAUAUAAAACCAAUAACGAAGCUUUACAGCACAUGGCUAAUCAGCAUUUUCAUGAACAAGCCAUGCAAAACAGACUUUGUAACGACUUACCACCCCCACUCGAAGAAACUUCUAUGCAUUCCCACCAUGCUAUGCAAUCAAACGAUAUAUCGCCUAAUUCUAAUAUUAUUAACGGAGAUAUGAAAGAUGAUAAUUAUCAUGAAGAUGAUCGGCUGGUAAAACUUGGUUUAUCUCACGAUAAUUCAGAUUCACACCAUCAUCAUAUAAACGACGUUGAUAUUCACCAUGAUUUAUCAUCACAUAACCAUGAUUUAUUAGAUAAUAGAGGGCUAAAACGACACAUCGAAGAAUCAGUUAUGAGGGGCGAAAUCGGAAAAGAAGAAAACAAUAACAUAAAAUCGGAAGUUAGGCAACUAUCAAGAAAUCGAACAGACUCGUUAAGCCCGGAUAUGAAGAGAGUGAAAAGAUACAGUGAAAGCCCUUUAAACGAACAAUGGAUAAACCAACAGAAAAUCUCACCCACGUGGUAUAAAUAUAACGUCUUUCCAAACUCAAACAAUAUAGCAACUGCAAAUAGUAUGGCUGCAGCUCUAAAUCAAAUAAAUGGGGCAAUAAACUCGUUUCAAAAUAUCGCUCAAUACUCCAAUGGUUCAAACACAUUAAAUGGUCUUAAUUUAAAUGCUUAUACGUCCGGAUUAAAUAACGUGAACUCGCUAGCUACUUUAAAUGCCAUGAACUCCAUGGUAAACGGUAAUAAUACUAUGAACACUUUAUCUGGCUUGCAAAAUCUCAAUGGUCAAGGUGUAUCUUGUUUUACUCCAACUUUUGAAAGCGAUAGAAACAUAACGCAGAAUAGCCUUAAUGGAUUAGGAAACAAUACAGAUUUCAAUUGGUCUAAUAACUUUAUUGGGGUUUUGUCAGACGGUACACCAUUUCAACAAGCUGUUAGUCUUACUCCAAACGGAACUAACAGCUUAGCCAACUCAUCAUCGUUCGGAUUAAAUAUGACAUUUCCUUCGGUUAACAAAAACGUAAUGCAAGGACCACAAUCUCCAACAAACUCAGUGUUUGCCGCAACUUUAUCGUCACUGCAAGGACAGCAAAAUUUGUUUAAUUUUCACACUCAACUUCAUAACGGGAUGCAAACAGUACAGUAUCAACGUCCAGAUCAACUUGCCAUGAAAUUGAUGGGACAGUCAAUGGCUGCCCUGAGGGGUGGCCAUGUCUCACAUGGAAAUUAAAUAAAACGAAGUUGUCUUUUUUUGAGUAAAAUCCUUUCCCUGUAAAUUAAAUUUCGUAUAAUUUUUUUAUUAAUGAUUUUAAACUGAUUUAGGUCAUUUUUGUUAAA